CCACCUUCUUGAUUCCAUCCUCAACUCCCCCGACUUACCGCCUUAUCUAUCACUAUGCGGUCCAAGUUCAAGGACGAGCACCCUUUUGAGAAACGCAAGGCAGAGGCCGAGCGUAUCCGCCAGAAAUACGCCGAUCGCAUUCCGGUGAUUUGCGAAAAGGUCGAAAAGUCAGAUAUUGCUACCAUCGACAAGAAGAAGUACCUUGUACCUGCAGAUCUCACCGUUGGCCAGUUCGUCUACGUCAUUCGCAAGCGUAUCAAGUUGUCUCCCGAGAAGGCCAUUUUCAUCUUCGUCGAUGAGGUCCUGCCACCGACAGCCGCGCUCAUGAGCAGUAUCUACGAAGAGCACAAAGAUGAGGAUGGGUUCUUGUAUAUCACAUACUCCGGCGAGAACACUUUUGGCGACUGUUAAGCUUUCAACAUAAUCCCCACCGUUGACAACUUUCUCCUCUACAAGGCCGAUGUUCAGAAACCGAGGGGCCUAGGGGAUGAGAGGGCUGGUUUAACUUGACGGUGAUUUCUCUCUUGAAUGCAGGCGUUAUAUCAGGUGUUUCGCAUUUUCUUCAUGACCUUGCUUGGCGAACUUUUUUUUUUUUUUU
Messenger RNA from Aspergillus wentii DTO 134E9, 598 nucleotides. RefSeq names its product autophagy-related protein 8. Bases 55 to 411 code for a protein of 118 amino acids. Gene Ontology annotation, molecular function: phosphatidylethanolamine binding. The record is from RefSeq and is a predicted model, not a curated record. The transcript has 3 exons. NCBI's taxonomy places the organism in Eukaryota, Fungi, Ascomycota, Eurotiomycetes, Eurotiales, Aspergillaceae. Gene Ontology annotation, biological process: cellular response to nitrogen starvation; macroautophagy. Gene Ontology annotation, cellular component: fungal-type vacuole membrane; cytosol; autophagosome.